AUGAUCAUAAAAAUUUUUGAAGAUACAAGUUCGCAGCCCUGGAUAGCGAAGGCGGGGAAGUCGAGACGUGACAAGCUGCGUGGUUCACUCAAUAUGUUUCCAAGACCAUUAUUGCAAUGCGGUCGUUUCUCUCCAGCUGUAUGGCUGAGGAGGGGCUUCCAAUCAAGUGUGCCGGCUCUAAACAAUGGUUCAAAUGGUUCGCUUUUUGGGUCUAUAACCGAGGCGACGGAGGCUCAAAACGAGGACCCCAACCGAAUCUCUAACAGGCUGACGGCUGCUUCGAGUGUUGCCGAAAGCCAGGAAUCGGAUCCCAAGGAAACAGUGACUGUUCAGAACGAUAAGUUGUUGCAGUCGUUCAUUCAGAGAUCGCAACCUGCGGCUUCCGCUCCUCAGCUGCUGCUGUCGCCAUUGAAGAGAAGGAUAUACGAGGAGAACUGCAAGAUGAAUGGUGGGUUUUACAAGAAAGACUCCGUGGUAACGUUGACCGGCGAAGAUGGCAAGAAACUAAAAUACAAGCUGAACUUGAGCCGCGAGGAGAUGGAGGCCCUGGAGCCCAGUAUCUACGUCAAGUCAUACCGUAUCAAGUCUUCCAUGAAAAAGACAACCCAGCUGUUGAGGCUUUUGGGCGGGCUUGACGCUAAGGUCGCGCUGACACAGUGCCACUUCUCGAACAAGAAAGUUGCGCGCGAUGUCGCAGAGGUGCUGACGCGUGGGAUGGCGGACGCCGAAAAGCUCGGGCUGAAGGCUGACAACUUGUACAUUGCCCAGAUAUGGACCGGUAGCGACGGAUACUGGCAGAAGAGAAUCGACAUCAAGGCAAGAGGCAGAAACGGUGUCAUUACACACCCUUACGUGCAUGUGAGGUGCAUUCUAAAGACCAAAGAUGUCACACAGCGUCGGCUGGCGUACGAGCAGAUGCUCAAGCAGCAGAGAAGCAAGCCGUGGGUGCAGCUCAGAGACCAGCCUGUGCGGGGGGCCAUGGGAGGCGUUUACAAAUGGUAG
Lachancea thermotolerans CBS 6340 is the source of this 1002-nucleotide messenger RNA. RefSeq names its product mitochondrial 54S ribosomal protein uL22m (gene MRPL22). The transcript has a single exon. The record is from RefSeq and is a predicted model, not a curated record. Gene Ontology annotation, biological process: ribosome assembly; translation. Gene Ontology annotation, molecular function: structural constituent of ribosome. Bases 1 to 1002 code for a protein of 333 amino acids. NCBI's taxonomy places the organism in Eukaryota, Fungi, Ascomycota, Saccharomycetes, Saccharomycetales, Saccharomycetaceae. Gene Ontology annotation, cellular component: mitochondrial large ribosomal subunit; ribosome.